Sitophilus oryzae (rice weevil) is the source of this 1696-nucleotide messenger RNA. RefSeq lists its product as uncharacterized. Bases 322 to 1011 code for a protein of 229 amino acids. The record is from RefSeq and is a predicted model, not a curated record. The transcript has 7 exons. NCBI's taxonomy places the organism in Eukaryota, Metazoa, Arthropoda, Insecta, Coleoptera, Curculionidae.
CGUACGUAAUGUACGAAUAUACGCGCUGCAAGGCAGUCUAAAAGAGAAAAACCGUACUAUCGCAACACUUUCGGUCGCAAACGCGCGAUCAGGUGGAUCAUGGCAAAAUGUAAAAGUAUUUCGUUACAAAGAGUUUGUUACAAUACGCACGGCAGUGUCUUAUCUUAUACUCUUUAAUCACCCAGAUUAAUUAAACCUACACAUACACUCUUAUCGUUCAGAUGACAACACGAAAUAAAAUCCAACUUUGUUCCACGUAGAAAAGUGUUUUUUGAAAGUGCAGAUCUCGAAACAGUGUCCUGGUGAAGGAGAAACAUCACCAUGAAGUACCUCGUCAUUAUAUUUUGUUUAUUUUUAAGCACCCAGUGUGAAGAGAAUCAUCACGUUGGAGGACGAAAUUUAGAUGAAGAAUUAGAUGGGACCACUACAGAAGUACCUCAAAUCGUCAAUUAUAAUAAUGCAACGAAUUUGACGAAUGAAAUAGAGGAUCAGGAAGGAAAUGAGACCAAUGUGUCAGAUGUGACAGCUGAAACAACAACAAAAUUUAAUGUGUCUCUGUUAUUACGGGAAGAUCAGUCUAAUGUAGAACAACCCAUAGAAGUUUUAGGACAACCUGCAUUAAAUACUCCAAAAGGAGUUGACACAGAAGUCUCUGGCCUAUUAAACGUACCUAAGGAGGAUAUUCUACAUCAACAACCUGUUGAGAACCAUGAUCCAGCUCAAAUCCCUGACCAAGUUGAUGACGAAACAGAAUUGAUUGAAGACGGGCAAAAUACGGAAGACGAAAUAAGAAGACACGAAGAAUUAAAGUCAGAAGCAUAUGAUGAUGAAUCUCAGCCAAGAUAUUUAGCUGCAGUUGUGGCUUGCACCUUGGUGGUGGUUGCUGUGUUGUGUUACGCAGCAUUGUGGGGUUGGAGGAGAUACUUGGAGAAACGAUAUGGAAGUAGAACAAUGCUAGUGAACGCUGAAGAAUUUGAUGACCCUUACGACGUUCAUCAUUUUUCGAUAUAAAAACAAUCUGCUAUUGAUAGGUAAAAUGAUUGCAGGCCAAAGAAUGUCAAAAAAUAUGUUUUCAACAUUCCUAUAAAGUUUUUAUUGUUGUUAGAUACCGGGUGUAUUUCAAAAGUGGCUCACCUAUAUGGCAUUUUUAUUUUUUCAUAAAAAAAACCGAGAUGUGGUAUAUUAGUAUAUGAUAUGAAUAUGUUAGUAUAUAAUAUCUUUUAACCGACCAGGAAAAAUUAGUGGUUUUAACAAUCAUGGCACUCUAGAUUGAAAUUUAGAAAUACUAUUUUUAAGCGGGAAUGUAAAAAGUUGACAUGCGACAUGUCAUUCUAUUCAGAGUGUCAUUUUCUAUCAAAUAAAGUAACAAAAUACCGAGGGUGCCAUUUAAAAAUCAAGUUUUAGUCAUUUCCGGUGAAACAGGAAGUGACAGAAAACAAUUGAAUAUCUCAAUCAAUCCUAAUUUAUGUCAUAAACUAACGUACCAAAUCUCGUUUUUUUAUCUGAAAAAAUAAAAAAGUUAUAGGGUGUCAGUCACUUUUGAAAACCCCGGUAUAGUACGUUGUAAUUUUAAAUGUUUGCCAUAAUACAAUAAGUUGUACAUAGUGUAUAUUUCUUCAUAUUUAAAUAAACAACUGUGAUAGUUCGUAAUGUGUGUAGGUUCUAGUGUAGAAAAAAUAAAACACUAUAAAUAGAA